Zea mays is the source of this 1558-nucleotide messenger RNA. Its product is annotated as dehydration-responsive element-binding protein 2A. NCBI's taxonomy places the organism in Eukaryota, Viridiplantae, Streptophyta, Magnoliopsida, Poales, Poaceae. The record is from RefSeq and is marked validated. Gene Ontology annotation, molecular function: DNA-binding transcription factor activity; transcription cis-regulatory region binding. Gene Ontology annotation, cellular component: nucleus. Gene Ontology annotation, biological process: positive regulation of DNA-templated transcription; response to stress.
CGCGGGGUGUUUGACCCGCGCCCGGCCUGCGCCUGCCAGAUUAGCCGCACCGGCACCGCGGUGGCGCGCCCACGUCAAAACCGGAGCGGACGCAGCGCAGCGCAGGCAGCCAAGCGGCGGCAGCGUCAGAGGUGGGAGAGGGGGAGUCAGUCUGCGUCUGCGUGUGUGGGACACACUGGGACACCGACACCUGCAGCGUUUUACGCGGCGGGGGAGGGAGAGAGAGAUCCAGGGAGGGGGGGCCGUAGAAGAUCUGGCUGCUGCUGCUGCCCUGCCCAGAAGGAGAAACAACUAGGAUACCACCGCCACCGGCCCCCGGCAGGCGGCAGGCGGCAGGCGGGCGGGAGAGACGAAAUCUAGGGAGGACUGACUGGACGGAGGAGGAGGAGGAGGAGGAGCGGGGAGAUCUCUCGCUCUUCCGCCCAUGGAGGAGCUGGGAGACGCCGGCCAGGGACCGCAAGGCGACGCCUCCGGGGCCCUUGUCAGGAAGAAGAGGAUGCGGAGGAAGAGCACUGGCCCCGACUCCAUUGCCGAGACGAUCAGGUGGUGGAAAGAGCAGAACCAGAGGCUCCAGGACGAGAGCGGCUCCAGGAAGGCGCCGGCCAAGGGUUCCAAGAAAGGGUGCAUGAUGGGCAAAGGAGGGCCUGAGAACGUCAACUGCGUGUACCGCGGCGUGAGGCAGCGGACAUGGGGCAAGUGGGUGGCGGAGAUCCGCGAGCCCAACCGUGGCCGGCGGCUAUGGCUGGGCUCCUUCCCUACCGCCGUGGAGGCCGCCCAUGCAUACGACGAGGCGGCGAAGGCGAUGUACGGCCCCAAGGCACGCGUCAACUUCUCGGAGAGCUCUGCUGAUGCCAACUCUGGCUGCACGUCGGCGCUUUCGCUGCUGGCGUCUAGUGUGCCGGCUGCCGCGUUGCAACAACGGUCUGAUGAGAAAGUGGAGACUGAGGUGGAAUCCGUGGAGACUGAGGAGGUGGUACAUGAGGUGAAGACGGAAGCGAAGAAUGGUGACUUGGGAAGCGUCAAGGUCACCUGCGUCAUUCAGUCCGCGGAGGAGACUGUGCUACACAAGGAAGGGGACGUAAGUUAUGAUUACUUCAACGUGGAAGACGUCGUUGAGAUGAUAAUUGUAGAAUUGAACGCUGAUAAAAAAUUUGAGGCACAUGAAGAAUACCUUGAUGGAGAUGAUGGGUUUAGCCUUUUUGCAUAUUAGAAAGCACGGUCAUUGGGGGGGGGGGGGGGGGGGGGGGGGGGAGUAGUAGGAAUAGCUUCAUUCUAGAUGAUGCUGAUGAGACAUAGCUUUAUACUAUGAGCCAACCGGUACAACAAGUUGUCCUUUGUGUUGAGUUCCUGUACUAUAGUAGGGAUGAGUUCGUGUUUAAUGAGCUCUCUUGGCUGUUAAUAUUGCACAUUUGUUCGGGUGGGGUGAACUCUAAAUUAGCUCAAGAAAAAGGAAUAAAUUUUUAGGAUUGCAUUAAAUCGCAAGGCAGGCAUAUGAGGAAGUCAUUUCGAUGUAACAGUACAUUCAGUUACAAUAGAGUAUCAUACUCUUUUUUGUGCC